Messenger RNA from Amborella trichopoda, 6434 nucleotides. RefSeq names its product histone acetyltransferase HAC1. Gene Ontology annotation, cellular component: transcription regulator complex; histone acetyltransferase complex. Gene Ontology annotation, molecular function: zinc ion binding; transcription coactivator activity; histone acetyltransferase activity. Gene Ontology annotation, biological process: positive regulation of transcription by RNA polymerase II. The record is from RefSeq and is a predicted model, not a curated record. Lineage: Eukaryota; Viridiplantae; Streptophyta; Magnoliopsida; Amborellales; Amborellaceae.
CUUCUAACUCUCGACGACGAGAAAAAAUAAUCGAUGGGAAACCUUCUUAACACAGCGUCAAUAUCCCUUUCUUCAUUGGUGGCGGGCGAGCCCGAAGCUUCUCAAAAUCCAAGCACUAGCUAGGGUUUCUUCAUCUGAUUCAUUCUCGUUUAUCAAUUACUACACAAGCAGGAAUUAGUAAUCCAUUCCAUUUCCAAAGUUUGUUAAUCCUAAUACUGAAGCCAUGUGAUAGGAAUGGAAAAAUAGCAUCAGUGUUCAUUGGAAGAUGGGAAUCUGGGUUAUAGCUGUUUGGUUCUUGGAUGCAUGCAUGUUUGGACAUGGUUACCAUGGUUGUGUCAUGAUUAUUGGCCAGUGUUGGAAGUGUAGGUCGUGGAACAGUAAAAUUUUAACUCUCAGCACAAUUAGUAUUUAGAAGUUCGCAGCAGCAAUAUGCAUGUACAGGCCCAUAUGUCGGGACAGAUUUCAGGGCAGCUUCCUAAUCAAGCUGGUACUCAGUUACCAGGGUUACCACAGCAGAAUGGUGGCACCCUGCCUUCCCAGGUCCAAACCUUAGGAGGUUUUCAAGGAUCAUGGCAUGCAGACCCUGAUGUCAUUGCAGUGCGCAACUGUAUGCAAGAGAGGAUCUUGCACUUUCUGCAACGGCAGCAAAAAGCUCCCAACUGGCAGCCAAAGCUACCCGAUCUUGUAAAACGCUUGGAGUCCGGCCUGUUUAAGGAUGCUCCAUCUAAGGACGAGUACGUGGAUUUAGAUACACUGGAGCGCAGGAUACAAGUGAUUUUGGAAAAACAUUCAAAUCGCAAUCAACAAUUAGUUCAUCCAGUUACUUCUUCAUCAUCCUUUGGUACAAUGAUACCAACUCCAGGUCUAUCACAAAAUAGCAACACGAGCCCUGCACUCCCUUCUUCUAUGGAUAACCAAGGGAUGGCAAACAUGGGUAGUAACAGCAUGGUACCAAACACUGUUGGCAUGGGAAACAUGUUACCAAUGACAAAUGGACCUGUUGGCAUAGGACAUGGCACUUCCUUUAAUGUGUCUGAUGGACCUGUACAUAAUGGGUAUCAACAAACACUUGGCAAUAUUGGUUCUGGAAACAAUUUGGUUUCGUCAAUGGGCAUUCAGAGACUUGGAAGUCAGAUGAUCCCUACUCCUGGACUGAACAAUCAACAAUCCAUAUCGGUGAACCCUGCAGGCUCUAGUGGAGGAGGUUUUUCUUCUAUGGAACCUAUUAUGAUGCCACAUCAACAGCCUCCGAAGCCGUAUAUUGGAAGUCAAACUAAUCGAAUGCAUAAUCUUAGUGGCCAAAUUGGAAUUGGCUUGAGAUCUGGCAUGCAGCAAAAACCUUCUUAUGGGUUUCCGAAUGGAGCCUUGAAUGGUGGAUUGCCCCUGGUUGGGAACAAUAUGCAUCUAAUGAAUGGGACUGGGCCAUCUGAUGAUUAUUUGAGUUCUUCUAUUUUUGGAAAUUCUCAAAAACCCCCUCAGCAGCAAUUCGAACGGCAACGCCAGCAACAACUAAUGCAGAGUGAAAGUUUUGCAAUGAAUGCUGCUGAUCUUUCUGCUACUGGUAAUUUAUAUGGUCCUACCACGUCUAUGGGACCUGCUGCAACUAACCAGAAUAUGAAUUCGCUCGGGUUGCAGUCUAAGUUGAAGACCCACUCUGCCUUGCAAUCCCAUCAAACCAAUUUGCAGACACUCCAACAGGCUUCACACACCAAGUCUCAACAGUUCGAUCACAUGGCAAAGAUGAAUUUCCAGCCACCUCAGAUGACAAGAGACCAUGUACUCCAAUCUCAGCAACCACUUCAAAAGUACCAACAACCUCAGUUUCAGCAGCUGUCUCAUCAGGCAUAUCAACAGUUUUCCCAGCAUCAACACGAACAGAAGCAACAGAAUCAGCAUCACCAACAAGUAUUGAUAAAGAAUGAAGCAAUGAGGCAAACUCCGCCUCAAUCAAACCUGGGUGGACAGAUGAUGGGAGAGCAGGGAAUGGAGCCCCAUGAUGAUGGUAUCCUUCAGCAAAUAUCAGAUCAGUAUCAGCUCACUGAAACACAAAACCAGUAUCAGCAGGUUUCAGCUGCUGAAGAUCAUUCCAAAGGAUCUCAGAUUCUUUCACACAAUUCAAGCCCCCAGGAGUUGCGCUCCCAACUCUCUCAGCCAUCGCAUCAAAUGCAACAGACUUUGCAUCCACACCAACAAAUAAACCAACAACAAAAUGAAUUUAGCAGUGUCGCUAUUGGAUCACAGGCCGAAUCUCUCUUGCAUGGACAGUGGCAUGUUCCAACUGCUGAUAACUCGCAGGCUACCGACCAGUCAUCGCUUGAGAAGCAUGUCCAAGAAGAUUUCAGGCAGCGACUGAUGGUACUAGAUGAAGCUCAAAGGCCUCAUCUCCUGCAAGAGGGAUCUAUGGGUGCAAGGGUUAAUUCUUCAAAAGGGGCGCCAAUGCUGGAAGCACCUAUUGGUGCUAGCCGUGGAUCUGGGAAUAGAAACAGUGAGUUGCGUGGACAGCAAUUUCAUAAGCAAACAAAGUGGCUUCUAUUUUUGUUCCAUGCGAGUAAAUGUAAAGCUCCACAUGGAACUUGCCUAUCUCGCGAAUGUGUAAUUGGUCAACAGUUGUUGGUUCACAUUGCAAAGUGUCAUGAAGCUCAAUGCGGAUAUCCUCGCUGCCGUGAGUCUAAGGGUCUAUUAUGGCAUAAACGUAAUUGUCGUGAUGCAGAUUGCCCUGUUUGUAUUCCUUUCCGCCAAAUGAUAUUACGACAUAAGGCUUUGAAUCGUGCCCCGUCUGAAUCUGGACCAUCAAAUGCGAAGAAUGGUACUUGGAAGACUGUGAAUGCUGCAGAUGCUACUAGAACAACGACGAAAUCUAUCAGUUCUACUUUUGAAGCUUCGGAAGAAUUGCAAUCUUCACUGAAAAGAGUGAAAAUGGAGCACUUGUCACCAUCUGCUCCCUUGAUCAAGAGUGAGCCUCAGGUGUUUGUUCCUCCUAUAAGCCAAACACCAGUACAGUUUGAUGAAACACCACAAGUAUGCCAUGUUGCUGAAGAUUCUAGAAAUGUUAAAGUUGAGGGUGUGGUAAUGAAGAUGGAAUCAUCUGUAGUUGCAGCUAGAGUAGGUCUUGAAAGAUGUGUCGAGGAUAAAAAAGCUGAACUAGGGCAACCAGCUGCAGCAAUGGCUGAGGUUGUGUGUUCUACUACCAGUGAAGUUGUCAUUCAAACUAAGCAAGAACACCAGCCGGAUCAGAUGGAGACUGAGCCAAUUAAGAGUGACGUUAAGCCUGAAACUGCUGUAGCACCCAUUGAUAAUGCAGCAGCUGGUAAAAUGGGAAAGCCAAAGAUUAAGGGUGUGUCGUUAACUGAAUUGUUUACUCCAGAGCAAGUUAGAGAGCACAUCAUUGGUCUUAGGCAAUGGGUUGGUCAGAGUAAAGCAAAAGCUGAAAAGAAUCAAGCAAUGGAAAAUUCAAUGAGUGAGAAUUCUUGUCAGUUGUGUGCUGUUGAGAAACUCACUUUUGAACCACCUCCUAUAUAUUGCACACCAUGUGGUGCUCGUAUUAGGAGAAAUGCUUUGUAUUAUACCUUUGGCACUGGUGAUACUCGGCACUAUUUCUGUAUUCCAUGUUAUAAUGAGGUAAGAGGAGAGUAUAUUGAGGUUGAUUGCACUAAUAUUCCGAAGGCAAAGUUGGAAAAGAAGCGGAAUGAUGAAGAAACUGAAGAAGCGUGGGUUCAAUGUGAUAAAUGUGAAGCUUGGCAGCAUCAAAUAUGUGCCCUUUUCAAUGGCAGAAGGAAUGAUGGUGGGCAAGCUGAAUACACCUGUCCUAACUGCUAUAUAUCAGAGAUAGAAAGGGGAGAAAGGAAGCCUUUGCCUCAAAGUGCUGUUCUUGGUGCAAAAGAUUUGCCAAGAACUAUCCUUAGUGACCAUAUGGAACAACGACUUUUUAGGAGGCUGAAGCAAGAGAGACAAGAAAGGGCAAAACAUCUGGGGAAGAGUUACGAUGAGGUUCCGGGAGCAGAAGCACUUGUCAUACGUGUUGUGUCAUCUGUUGACAAGAAAUUGGAAGUGAAACAGAGGUUUCUAGAGAUUUUCCAAGAACAAAACUACCCAUCGGAAUUCCCGUACAAAUCCAAGGUCAUUUUGUUGUUCCAGAGGAUUGAAGGUGUCGAGGUCUGCCUUUUUGGCAUGUAUGUUCAGGAAUUUGGUUCUGAAUGUCAGUUACCAAAUCAAAGGCGUGUAUAUCUUUCGUAUCUUGACUCAGUAAAAUACUUUAGGCCUGAGACAAGGACUGUGACAGGAGAAGCUCUCCGUACCUUUGUUUAUCACGAAAUACUGAUUGGAUACCUUGAGUAUUGCAAGAAACGGGGUUUCACUAGUUGCUAUAUAUGGGCCUGCCCCCCUCUGAAGGGUGAGGAUUAUAUUCUAUAUUGCCAUCCUGAGAUACAGAAGACACCGAAGUCCGAUAAGCUACGGGAAUGGUACUUGUCAAUGUUACGGAAAGCUGCAAAGGAAGAUAUUGUGGUGGAUCUGACUAAUUUACAUGACCAUUUCUUUGUGGCCCUUAAUGAAUCUAAGGCGAAGGUAACUGCAGCUCGUUUGCCAUAUUUUGAUGGUGACUACUGGCCAGGUGCUGCAGAGGAUAUGAUAAAUCAACUUAGACAAGAAGAAGAUGGGAGGAAACAACAAAAGAAAGGAAAAACGAAAAAGACUAUUACAAAAAGGGCAUUAAAAGCUGCUGCUCAAGCUGAUCUUUCAAGCAAUGCCUCAAAGGAUGCAGUAUUAAUGGAAAAACUUGGAGAUACCAUUCAACCAAUGAAGGAAGAUUUCAUCAUGGUGCACUUGCAGCAUGCAUGCACCCAUUGUUGCCAUCUUAUGGUGUCUGGAAAACGUUGGGUGUGCAAUCAGUGCAGAAACUUUCAGCUCUGUGACAGGUGUUAUGAUGCUGAGCAAAAACUCGAAGAGAAGGAUCGACACCCCAUCAAUAAUAGUAGGGAAAAACAUGUCCUUUCUCCUGUUGAGAUAAAUGAUGUACCUGCAGACACUAAGGAUAAAGAUGAGAUUCUAGAAAGUGAGUUCUUUGACACCAGGCAAGCAUUUUUGAGCCUUUGUCAAGGAAACCAUUAUCAAUAUGAUACUUUGCGGCGAGCCAAACAUUCCUCAAUGAUGAUACUUUAUCAUCUCCACAAUCCCACGGAGCCUGCUUUUGUGACUACGUGCAAUAUCUGCCAGCAUGAUAUUGAAGCCGGCCAAGGAUGGCGUUGUGAGGUCUGUCCUGAUUAUGAUGUUUGCAAUGCUUGUUAUCAAAAGCAGGGGGCUGUGGAUCAUCCUCAUAAGUUGACAACUCACCCAUCCCUGGCUGAUCGUGAUGCACAAAAUAAAGAGGCUCGGCAGAAACGGGUUUUACAGCUUCGAAGGAUGCUCGACCUUCUUGUUCAUGCUUCUCAGUGUCGCUCUCCCCAUUGUCAAUAUCCACAUUGUCGCAAAGUCAAAGGCCUCUUCCGCCAUGGGAUACAGUGCAAGGUCCGGGCCUCUGGUGGCUGUGUCCUUUGUAAGAAAAUGUGGUAUCUCCUGCAACUUCAUGCUCGAGCUUGUAAAGAAUCAGAGUGCCAUGUUCCUCGUUGCAGGGAUUUGAAGGAGCACCUUAGAAGGUUGCAGCAGCAAUCUGAUUCUCGACGAAGAGCUGCAGUAAUGGAAAUGAUGAGACAGAGAGCUGCAGAGGUUGCAGGGGGCGCAGGCUAAUUUAUUGUGUACAGAGUCAAAAGGAGAGAUGCAUGGUGAAGCAGCUGCUCUCCUGUUAUUUAUUGGAAAAGUAUGGGAAAGCAGCAGCCGGCUCGUUGGGUCUCUAGUUUCUAGGAGAAUGCUGGGGAAUUGGAAUUUUGCAGGCAAGAUAAUGAGAGAGAGAGAGAGAGAGAGAGAGAGAGAUGCACCUUUUGUGCCUGCCAGUCCCUGGCCCCCUCUAGUGAUUAACGGAGGUUCCAGCCAAAGGUAUCAUCGUGCUCGACACUAACUGUAUCCUUUCUAAACUUAGGAGUAUCAAUCAGUCUCAGCCCCAAGUAUCAAUGAGUGAUUCUUUGAUUUUAGUCCUGUAACUCAUGCUCGUUUCCAUCCCUGGUGUCGAAUGUACUAUAUGUCCUUAAUUUGUUAUUAAGUCUUCUCAGAAAUUCAGAUCCAAGUUUUUUUGGCGCCUUAGGCCCUUAAUUUGUGCUGUCCUUAUACUAUAAAUUUAUCUCUAUGAUAGCAAUAGGAUGGCUAUAAUGUUAUGUGACCAAGGGAAUGGGGAGAGCAUUUUGACCAGAAGCCAAAGACAUAAAACUGCAUUUUCAGCUGCAAGGUUUAAGGUCCAUGGUACCUGACUGGAGAUUGAGAGGUUUGUACAGAUUCAAUUGUGUUGGCCGGAUUAAUUGUAAUGUUUCAAAGGUUUUCUUUGUGAAAUGCAAUAUUCCUGUUUUAUC